CUUUGCUUUCCUUCCGGGGAAGAUCGUUCUGCUUGUGAUCCUGCUGAGGAAAGAGACUCCGAUGGACUUACACCGGGCAGCAUUCAAGAUGGAGAACUCACCCUAUCUCCCCAACCCACUGGCCUCCCCAGCACUGAUGGUUCUCGCCUCCACUGCCGAAGCCAGCCGUGAUGCUUCCAUUCCCUGCCAGCAGCCGAGGCCUUUUGGGGUCCCUGUGUCAGCAGAUAAGGACGUGCACAUUCCCUUUACCAAUGGCUCAUAUACUUUUGCCUCCAUGUAUCACCGCCAAGGCGGGGUGCCAGGAGCAUUUGCAAACCGUGACUUUCCUCCAUCCUUGCUUCACCUUCACCCCCAGUUUGCACCCCCCAACCUGGACUGCACCCCGAUCAGUAUGUUGAACCACAGCGGCGUCGGGGCUUUCCGCCCCUUUGCAUCCACUGAAGACCGGGAGAGCUACCAGUCAGCCUUUACACCGGCCAAGCGCCUGAAAAACUGCCAUGACACUGACUCGCCCCAUCUGCGCUUCUCGGACACUGAUGGGAAGGAGUAUGAGUUUGGCACCCAGCUCCCCUCCAGCUCCCCUGGCUCCCUCAAAGUUGAUGAUACAGGGAAGAAGAUAUUUGCUGUUUCUGGCCUCAUUUCUGACCGUGAGACCUCAUCCAGUCCUGAAGACCGAAGUGACAGAUAUAGAAGCGACAACCAAAGAGGGCCCCAGGCGUCUGCAACUGCCACUCAUCGUAUGAUUUUAACUCUCCCCCUCUGCAAAAAGAAAGCAACUUUGUUUGACAGCCAGGCUCCGAUCUGCCCCAUCUGUCAGGUCCUUCUUCGCCCCGGGGAGUUGCAGGAGCACAUGGAGCAGGAGCUGGAGAAGCUCACGCAGCUGAACAUCAGCAAGAGCUCCAUCCUGAAGGAUGCCAUGGCAGCAGGCACCCCCAAGUCAAUUUUGUUGUCGGCCUCAAUCAAGCGGGAAGGAGAUUCUCCGACAGCAUCACCCCACUCCUCAGAUGACAUCCAUCACUCAGACAGAUACCAGACCUUCCUGCGGGUGCGAGCGAACCGGCAGACCCGGCUGAACGCUCGGAUUGGAAAAAUGAAACGGAGGAAGCAAGACGAAGGGCAGGUAUGUCCCCUCUGCAGCCGACCUCUGUCAGGAUCCGAGGAGGAGAUGAGUAGGCAUGUGGAACAAUGCCUUGCAAAGAGAGAAGGUUCGUGCAUGACUGAGGAUGACUCGGUGGACAUCGAGAACGAGAACGGCAACCGCUUUGAAGAGUACGAGUGGUGCGGGCAGAAGAGGAUACGGGCCACUACUCUCCUGGAGGGAGGAUUUCGAGGUUCUGGGUUUAUCAUGUGCAGCGGGAAGGAGAAUCCGGACAGCGACGCUGACCUGGAUGUGGAUGGAGACGACACACUCGAAUACGGGAAGCCACAGUACACAGAGGCAGACAUUAUCCCUUGCACUGGAGAAGAGCCAGGUGAAGCCAAAGAAAGGGAAGCGCUCCGAGGUGCUGUUCUAAAUGGUGGCACACCAAGUACUCGAAUAACACCGGAGUUUUCUAAGUGGGCCAGCGACGAAAUGCCCUCAACGAGUAAUGGUGAAAGCAGUAAACAGGAGACCAUGCAGAAGACCUGUAAGAACAGUGACAUUGAAAAAAUUACAGAAGACUCCGCAGUGACAACAUUUGAAGCGUUAAAGGCUCGUGUCCGUGAGUUAGAAAGGCAGCUUUCCCGUGGGGACCGCUAUAAAUGUCUCAUUUGCAUGGACUCUUACACAAUGCCCCUGACUUCUAUUCAGUGCUGGCAUGUGCACUGUGAAGAAUGCUGGCUGCGGACUCUGGGUGCCAAGAAGCUCUGUCCUCAGUGUAACACCAUCACGUCUCCUGGAGACCUUCGGCGCAUCUACUUAUGAAGGACCCAGCAGGAGGGCAGGACCCAGCUACUCGGCUCAGCUCAUCACACCCAGGGGGAGAAGAACGACCACAACAAAAAAAAGACGUUUUAAAACUUAAAGAAAAAACAAACCAUAGACUCCAGACAUGGACUCGAGGAUACAGGAGCAGUGGGAGCCUCAGCUGCCAGGUCCCGCAGUUUGAGACCUCCUUCAGCAUCUGCAGCGGGCAAAACCAAAUCCUUUGUUGUGAAGCCCCCUUUUUUAAAACCAGUGUUCCCCAUCACCCAUUCCCUGGAGCUGGCUUUGCAUUGUGGAUGGCUUGUGAGCCCUCCUUUGGACUGUGCUGUUGACCACUCUUCCCCCAGGAAACUGGGGAAGGGACCCUUCACAGAAAGAUGUUAAAUAACCUGUAACUUGUGUUCCUUGAUCAGUUUUUGUUUUGUUUUUAUUUGUUUUGGUUUGAUUUUUUUUUGUUUGGUUCUGUUUCGGUUUUUUGUGGUGUUCUAGUGAUGACUAAAAGGUUUAAAGAAAAAAAAAAAAAAAACACACCCAGGCAGAAAUGAAGCACAUGUAAUAUAGAUUAUAUAUGUUUACAAUGUUGUGUAUAAAUGGGAUAGACUCAAACAUUACAUACUAAUAAGUUUCCCUUUCUUUUCUUUGGGUUGUAUUUUUUUUAAAGAAGAAAAAAAUGAGCAGAGAACAUUAAACCCAUAUUUUUCUUGGUUCAGCAAAGUUUUGGCAUUAAAGUCAUUAGUUUAAAAAAAGUAUAUAUAUACAUAUAUAUAAUAUAAAUGGUUUAAUGUUCUGUGGUGUAUAUUUCCUCAUUCAGAUAUGAAGUUAACAGCUUUUAGUAAUGGCUGUAGCAUUGCCCAUAACUUACAGAACUUAUGGGGAGUAGAGGAGGUGGAUUUUUGUCAUUAGUUGUAGCUAAUGGGGCUAUUUAUAAUAGAAUCGUUAUCCCCGGAAAGACACAGCUUUUAACUCCUCACCGGGGGGCCAGGCAGGACAGGGGCAAUCUAGCUCAGUCCCCUUUAUCUUUCCCAUCUGGGGAAGGAGCAAAUGGUGAGGAGCUGGAAAGAGGGAGUCUCUCAGAGCACUGCCCUCUCCCCUGGCUCGAGGGUCCAGCUAAUAACUGUGCUCCUCCAGACCACAGCCCCUUUCCCUGCCCUGCCUGGCUUUGCUUUCCUCCUCUGGGCAGCAUUUCCUGGCUGAGGAUGCCUGGGCUGCUCAGGAUGGUGCUGAGGCAGGACACUGGGGAUGGCAGGGGACAGGAUGGUCCUGCUGGUGGCUUUGCCCAGAGACACUCAGCCAGUUCCCUUGUGGGGCUGCCUGGCAGAGCCAUGCAAGCCCUGCAGAGCCACCCCUGCCCUGCUCUCGCUUCCCCCAGCUCCCACUCUCCUGCUGCCUGCGUUUUUCCUAAGAGGUUUUGGCACUAGGACAGAGAGCCAAGCCAGCCUUGUUUUGUCCCCACUGCUACUCCCAGGGUCCAGCAGAGACACUCAGCUGGACCCAGAGGUCCCCCACAGCCCCAGCUUCUUCCACGCAGUCCCUCAUGCUUGUCCCUGUCUCCCGUAUCCUCAGCCUUAACCAAAGCUGCCAUCUGGCCUGGUUUUUUGUUCUUUAUUUUAUUGUCAGGAUCCAAGAAACAGAUACUGACCCAUUUCCCUUGGGACUUCUCGCAGCCCCACACUGUGUAUCCCUGCCACAGCUUCCUGGGCACUUGUGGGGUGCCAGCUCCCCAUAGCCAGAAGACAGGGAGAUGUGAAAGCUCAUCCACUCCUUUCCAAGCAGAUCCCACCUGGCAGCACAACACAGCUGGGGCAUUUUAAGACAGUGGAAACAACACUGGAUGAGGGAAUGGAAGUUGAGACCCCAGUGCUGCUGGGGUGUUUCCAGAGAGGGAAGGGCUAUGUAAGCAGGAUGUGUGGGGAGUGGGACAGUCCCACUACUGCUUCUCUACCCUGAGCUCUUUUGCAGAGAACAGUCUUGGCAUCUCCUGACUGAUUUCAGAAGGAUCCCUCUGCACCCAAAAAAAACCCAAAUGAAAUUGAAGGAGCUGUUAUUUCAUUAAAAUCUCAUCAAAAGGUGACAAUUCCUAAUUGGGAGUUUCCCUUGUGUCCAAGCUCAUAUCUGUGUGUGGCCUCUGAAACCAGAUAGCUGCUGCCUCCUUUGCUCUGUGCCAGCAGAGCUCCCAGGAGCCAGAGGAAGCUGGGGCACCCCAGAGGGUCCUGCCUUCACAGGGAGACUGCGGGCAGGGGCUGUCACUGCAGGAUAACCCUGCAGCCAGCAGCACAAGGCAGGAGAAGGGCAGGCAUGCACAGCCCAGGCUGGAUUUGUAAAGGGAGAAAAACUUGCAGGGCACAUGGCUCAGCUGGGAGUGUGCUGGUGCUAAGGGCUCAGAGAUGGAGAGGGCGCAGCCAGGUGGGUGUGAGAGACAGCCAGGAAGGGCAAGAGGGUAGGAGGCCCCUUCCCAGGCCUUCCUUGGAAAUAGCCUAGCUCCCUCCCAGGGCCUUUCUGGCAGGUGUUGUGGACCAGCCGUGUGCUUUAUGUACGUAUGUGUAAAACCAUAUGUAACUACUCAUUGGUUCUUUGCUUUGGGGUUUAUUUUUGGUUUUGUUUUUUUUUGUUUUGUUUUGUUUUGGUUUUUUUGUUGUUUUUUUUUUUUGUUUAAAUUUUAAAGCCAUCCCCUGUUUUCAAGGGGGAAGCUGCAGGGGGAAGGCUGGGGAGAGAGGCAUCCCAGUUUGUAACAGGCAUCCGCCACUUCCCCUCUUCUGUAAUGAGUUUUAAUGAUUAAAAAAAAAAAAAAAAAGUGAAAUAUCAGAGUUACCUAUCUUUGCCCAAAGAAUCCCAGUUGCACAAAGCGAUAUUCCGGUGUGUCAAUGAUUGUGUGUCAGUGUAUACUAUACAAAGAGGUACUUGUCACUCCCGUUUGUAAACUACAUUUGACAUUAAUUAAACAAGUAUAAAUCUUC
This is a messenger RNA of Vidua macroura (Pin-tailed whydah), 4860 nucleotides long. RefSeq names its product ring finger protein 220 (gene RNF220). Gene Ontology annotation, biological process: protein ubiquitination. The record is from RefSeq and is a predicted model, not a curated record. Bases 62 to 1906 code for a protein of 614 amino acids. Gene Ontology annotation, molecular function: metal ion binding; ubiquitin protein ligase activity. Lineage: Eukaryota; Metazoa; Chordata; Aves; Passeriformes; Viduidae. The transcript has 15 exons.